AUGCCGACCCAUACGUCGAAGGGGACAUACCAAGGCCAAGCGUCACCUGCCGACACAAUCAAGGAGAAAGGGCGACAUGCUGAAGACAAGGGGUCGGAGUAUUACGAGUCUUCCAAGGACAAGGCGUCUGACGCUCGUGAGAAAAUGAAAGAGAAGAGCGAGCAAGCGCAGGACAAGGGGUCGCAGUACUAUCAGUCUGCCAAGGACAAGGCGGCUGAUGCGCGUGAGAAGAUGAAGGAGAAGGGCGAGCAAGCGCAGGACAAGGGGUCGCAGUACUAUCAGUCUGCCAAGGACAAGGCGGCUGAUGCGCGUGAGAAGAUGAAGGAGAAGGGCGAGCAAGCGCAGGACAAGGGGUCGGAGUAUUAUCAGUCUGCGAAGGAGAAAGCAACUGAUGCUCGUGACACGAUGAAAGACAAGCUCCAUCAGGCGAAAGAAACUUUAAAGGAAAAGGCUGCGGACGUUCAAGAAUCGCUCAAGGAGUCUGGGGACGCUGCUAAGGAAACGGGCAAGGAAUAUCGCGAGGACGAUCGCACCCAGUCAACCCAAGUCUCGAAGGACAAGGAGACAGCUCAGCGUGGAAGCUAUGCUUAA
This is a messenger RNA of Aphanomyces astaci, 591 nucleotides long. RefSeq lists its product as hypothetical. Lineage: Eukaryota; Oomycota; Saprolegniomycetes; Saprolegniales; Verrucalvaceae. The coding region runs from base 1 to 591 and encodes 196 amino acids. The transcript is spliced from 2 exons. The record is from RefSeq and is a predicted model, not a curated record.